AUGGAGCGAGCUAGCAAGGAGCGAGCUAGCAAGGAGCGUGCUAGCAAGGAGCGAGCUAGCAAGGAGCGAGCUAGCAAGGAGCGAGCUAGCAAGGAGCGGGAGCGAGCUGACAAGGAGCGAGCUGACAAGGAGCGAGCUAGCAAGGAGCGGGCUAGCAAGGAGCGAGCUAGCAAGGAGCGAUCUAGCAUGGAGCGAGCUGACAAGAAGCGGGCUAGCAAGGAGCGGGCUAGCAAGGAGCGAGCUGACAAGGAGCGAGCUGACAAGGAGCGAGCUAGCAAGGAGCGGCGAGCUGACAAGGAGCGAGCUGACAAGGAGCGAGCUAGCAAGGAGCGAGCUAGCAAGGAGCGGGCUAGCAAGAAGCGGGCUAGCAAGGGGCGGGCUAGCAAGGAGCGGGCUAGCAAGAAGCGGGCUAGCAAGGAGCGAGCUGACAAGGAGCGAGCUAGCAAGGAGCGGGCUAGCAAGGAGCGAGCUAGCAAGGAGCGAUCUAGCAUGGAGCGGGCUAGCAAGAAGCGGGCUAGCAAGGAGCGAGCUGACAAGGAGCGAGCUGACAAGGAGCGAGCUAGCAAGGAGCGAGCUAGCAAGGAGCGAUCUAGCAUGGAGCGAGCUGACAAGAAGCGGGCUAGCAAGGAGCGGGAGCGGGCUAGCAAGGAGCGAGCUAGCAAGGAGCGAUCUAGCAUGGAGCGAGCUGACAAGAAGCGGGCUAGCAAGGAGCGGGCUAGCAAGGAGCGAGCUGACAAGGAGCGAGCUAGCAAGAAGCGAGCUAGCAAGGAGCGAGCUAGCCAGGAGCGAGCUAGCAAGGAGCGAGCUAGCAAGGAGCGAGCUAGCAAGGAGCGGGAGCGGGCUAGCAUGGAGCGAGCUAGCAAGGAGCGAGCUGACAAGGAGCGAGCUGACAAGGAGCGAGCUAGCAAGGAGCGGGCUAGCAAGGAGCGAGCUAGCAAGGAGCGAUCUAGCAUGGAGCGAGCUGACAAGAAGCGGGCUAGCAAGGAGCGGGCUAGCAAGGAGCGAGCUGACAAGGAGCGAGCUAGCAAGAAGCGAGCUAGCAAGGAGCGAGCUAGCCAGGAGCGAGCUAGCAAGGAGCGAGCUAGCAAGGAGCGAUCUAGCAUGGAGCGAGCUAGCAAGGAGCGGGUUAGCAAGGAGCGAGCUAGCAAGGAGCGAUCUAGCAUGGAGCGAGCUAGCAAGGAGCGGGUUAGCAAGGAGCGAGCUAGCAAGGAGCGAUCUAGCAUGGAGCGAGCUAGCAAGGAGCGGGUUAGCAAGGAGCGAGCUAGCAAGGAGCGCCUGCGGAACGGGGAAUAG
This is a messenger RNA of Bacillus rossius redtenbacheri, 1293 nucleotides long. RefSeq names its product axoneme-associated protein mst101(2)-like. The record is from RefSeq and is a predicted model, not a curated record. The transcript has 5 exons. NCBI's taxonomy places the organism in Eukaryota, Metazoa, Arthropoda, Insecta, Phasmatodea, Bacillidae. Bases 1 to 1293 code for a protein of 430 amino acids.